AUGAGCAACUCAAGUGCCGCCGGGAGCGCAGGAGCCUCGCGUCGACUCUACGACAUCUGCUGCGAGACUUUUGAAAAGUUCAGAGCAGACUACCUCGACCUAGAGGGCCACGAAAUGAACUACGGUCUGAUUGCUGACCUCGGACCGCACUACAAAGGGCUCUUCAUUGCCGUCUUUGGGAGAGAGGAAUUCCAUCCCGAGCACGAAACGAUGGAGACGUUGACCAUACAAGGCUGUACAUACGACAUUCUCGGCACCAUCGUCGGCGGCCAGGCUUACUUCAGCUGCGAGAAAGAGAGACUAACCUCCUUCUUCACGACAUCCGGCCAGGCGAUGGUGAAUCCUGCGAGAGUGCACGACAAGAUCAAAGAUCGCAAGGCGGACGCUUUGGGUGCACUUGGACAGCAGCGCCAGGGCGAGAAGAAGGAUGCCAAGGCGGCGAAGAAGAUACGGCGCGAGGUAAAGGGUGUUCGGGAUUUGUGUGGAAUAUGGAGAGACUGACAGUGCUGCAGGCAGAACAAGCUGCGAGUCCGAGCCAGGCCAGUGGAGGCAACCAAGUCGACAGAAGCCAAGUAGGGGACGAGCUCAUGGAGGAGAAGCCGCUCUCCAAAAGCCAGAAGCGUAGAGCCAAGAAAACCCGUCCAGUACAGCGCCGCAAGCAAGAGGAACAGAAAAUGGCUGAACGAGAACAGCUCCAGGCAAUACAAGAGGCAGUAGAGGCAAGGCUGAGAGCGGAAGGUAAAGGCGACGCGGAGGUCACGGUAUACAAUGCAGCGACAGAAGAAGGGCGAGAGAGCAUCCGUCGACUCCAGGAAAGCGGAGAGGGCGCGCUCUUCAAGUUUGAGAUGCCAGAUUCAGAAUAUUGA
Messenger RNA from Lecanosticta acicola, 866 nucleotides. The record is from the annotation of a GenBank genome assembly. NCBI's taxonomy places the organism in Eukaryota, Fungi, Ascomycota, Dothideomycetes, Mycosphaerellales, Mycosphaerellaceae.